Messenger RNA from Hylaeus anthracinus, 1728 nucleotides. RefSeq names its product eukaryotic translation initiation factor 1A, X-chromosomal (gene eIF1A). Gene Ontology annotation, cellular component: cytoplasm. Bases 294 to 737 code for a protein of 147 amino acids. The transcript is spliced from 5 exons. Gene Ontology annotation, molecular function: RNA binding; translation initiation factor activity. The record is from RefSeq and is a predicted model, not a curated record. NCBI's taxonomy places the organism in Eukaryota, Metazoa, Arthropoda, Insecta, Hymenoptera, Colletidae. Gene Ontology annotation, biological process: translational initiation.
UAGUCAAUUAGAUAUCUGAAUUUUAACAAACUUCGUGUCCAAUCGUGCAUUUAAAUUAUAGUAAAAUAAAAAAAGUAAUUUUGACUUAGUGAUUUUACGUAUUUAGAACUCAUUAGGAAGAAAACAGCUUCAAGUUUGGCUUACUUGACAUUCUCUGAUAGAUAGAGCUCACGUCUUUUCCAUGAGGUGUGCUGUGGUGCAAAUCUCGUUUUUAGGACAUUGAGUGUAAUACUUGGUCUCAUUAUCUGAAUUUAUCGCAUAUUUAUUGUUUAAACAAGUUUUAACGAGUCAACAUGCCGAAGAAUAAGGGAAAGGGAGGUAAAAACAGGAGAAGGGGUAAAAAUGAAAAUGAAACAGAAAAAAGAGAAUUGGUUUUCAAAGAAGAUGGACAAGAAUAUGCACAAGUCACAAAAAUGCUUGGUAAUGGAAGGUUAGAAGCAAUGUGUUUUGAUGGUGUCAAGAGAUUGUGUCAUAUUCGAGGAAAAUUACGAAAAAAAGUAUGGAUCAAUCAAGGUGACAUAAUACUGAUUGGCUUGCGAGAUUAUCAAGAUGCAAAAGCUGAUGUUAUAUUAAAAUACACAUCAGAUGAAGCUCGUAAUUUGAAAACAUAUGGUGAAUUCCCAGAAACUGUACGUAUCAAUGAUACUGUCACCUUCGUUGAAGACGGAUUCGAUGAAGACAUUGAAUUCGGCGAUGAAAUUAGCGAUGAUGACGAAGAUGAUGUUGACAAUAUCUGAUGACCUUUGAUAUAUUAAUUUGUAAAAGGUAUGAGAUAAAAGUGCAUGAAAACACCUAUUUGUUUUACAAAAUGCUAUCAUUCGUCGCGCAAUUAAGAUAUUGAAAUUUGUUGAAUAAGUAGUCAAAUUUCUGUAUCUAUAAAUAAAUUUCCAGUUAUAUGGGUAUUAUUGUGUUCUAAUCCAAAAUGAUUGGAUUUUAAAUUUUCAGGAUUUGUAAUUUUAUUAGACUUAUGGUAUUCACAGUCUGUCUUUUAUUUUCGUGUGACUCCAAAUUACAAAUAACAUACCAUUUUCAAGAGUUAUCACUGUAUUGAGCUAAUAUCUUCUAUUUCUUUUAAAUAUAUUAAUUUUUGAUUAACUUCUUAAUUAUAAUAAUUUUACUGUUUAGCAGAAUUUCAUAAGAUACAGACAGUCAUAUACUUACGCGCAGCAUCAUUAUAUUAUUUUUGUAAUAGUUUUCUUUUGUAUAUUUUUUGUUUGAUACCAAAUUAAAUAAUAUACACUUCAUCCUUACUACUUUAAACAGGAGAAGUAGUGAGCAUUAUACAUUUUAAUAAUUACUUCUGCAUAUAUUAAAGUGAUUUAUCAAAUCAUUUGUUAUACAAUAUGCAUACAGCUAUUCAGAAAAAUUGUUUAUGUAAUUGUAUUUUAUAGACAAUUCAGUAUAGUUGUAAGAUCAAAAUUACUAACUAUGAAUGAUAAAAGUUACAUGUAACUAUCAAUAUUAUUAUUUAGAAACAUACAUAAAAAAUGAUGUAGUAACCUGUAUCAUAGGGAAUAAUGUGUGUUUAAAACUUAUUCUCCUGAAAACAUUUAUAUUACAAAUUAUGUUAUAUCGUAUAUUCCAUACAAAUAUGACUUCUCCUUUUUAUGAUUAAAUGAAAAAUAUUUGAACAAUCGAAAUUUCUGUAUAAAUACAUGAUUCCAUGAAUGUACUAAAUAAAAUUGAUGUCAUCUGUUAUUAACUAAUAAAAAAAAACUGAAAAAUUAA